CCGAGAGGAGACGAACAGAGACGAGGUGCAGGUUGUGAUGGGGUAGAGCGGCGGCUUCGUGAGAGGGAAUGUGCGGAGUCAAGCGACUCGCCUGGCUCGUGCCGUAGCAUCGAGAAGAAGAAGAAAUGUAAAUGUACUUCUUUCUGUGACACUGGAGUUCCUGCUGCAACCUCUGGCCUUCACAUCUGUCUCUUCUUUCUUACUCACUGGAAGCGAUUAAAUCUGCCCACACUUCAUCUUUCUCCACUGUCCUCUGACCUCCGCUCAUCCACAGUUUGUCUUCCUUAAGCCCCACCCUUCCCCCCAUCUCUCCACCCAACCUCUGUUUUUUAUCUUCUCCUCUGACCUUUGUUCUACUUCUCAAACGCCCCUAAUCCCCUUUCCUCGCUUUCUCACUAUUUUCUCCUCUCCUCCGUCCUCCAUGAGUCAAUCACCACCACAACCUUUCACGUCCAACACGCCAUCAGCCCGCUGGACUCGUGGUGUCACGGAAACCCGCUCUCGCCUCUGAUCUGCGUCCUGAUUGGUCAACGGGCUCUUGCAGCCAUUUUUGAACUUUCAGAGCCGCAGGCCACGCUCGUCCUGUCUCCAUCUUUCUUUCCCGUGUCUGUCUUGAGUGGAGAGGCAGCCAUGUUGGAGAAUAUGUCCAGACGUAACCGCUCCCUGUUGUCCCUGUCCCUCACCUCUCUGGCCCUCACCCUCUCCGUGUUGGCGUUCUGCACCUCCUACUGGUGCGAGGGGACGCACAAGGUGGUGAAGCCGCUCUGCCUGUCGCCGGUCAAGCUGAAGAACUGCGGGCAGAAUAACAGUCAGCCGUACACCACAGAGGCCCCCACCCCCGACCCCAGGAACCCGGCCACCAACGUGACGCUGUCUCCGCUGCAGAAGGAUGAGCUGGCCAGGUUAAAGAGGAAGCAGCUGGCCAACGCCGUCCACUACAUCUGGGAGACGGGCGAGGACAAGUACAUGCUGCGUUACUUCCACACGGGCUUCUGGCUCUCCUGUGAGAAGCACAAUGAAGGUGAGGAUCAGGAGGAGAAGUGUCGCAGCUUCAUCGAGCUGACGCCAGGAGAAACUCAAGGUGUCCUCUGGCUGUCCGUCAUCAGUGAGUUCAUGUACAUCGGUCUCCUGGCCAUGGGAUUCCUGCUGAUGUGGGUGGAAUCCAUUUGCCUCUGUGCCAAGAGGGAGAUGAACGCCCUCAAGAUCAACGCCUUCGCCGCCAUGUGCACCGUCCUCUCAGGUUUGAUGGGGAUGAUGGCUCACAUGAUGUACACCACAGUGUUUCAGAUGACCGUCAGCAUCGGACCCAAAGACUGGAGGCCACAGACCUGGGACUACGGAUGGUCCUUCGCAAUGGCGUGGCUGUCGUUCAGCUGCUGCAUGGCGGCCGCCGUGGCAACACUCAACUCCUACACGAAGACCAUCAUCGAGAUGAAGCACCGGGCCCGCGUGAGGAUGGAGGAAGCCCACGCCGCCACCUUAGCUCCUUCCUAUGAGGAGGUCGUACGAGGGGGUGGCGGAGGAGCAGGCGGUGGGGUUUACUCCGUCAGCCAGCUGAUUCAGCUCGGCCACCAGGGAGCGCUCAUGGACCCACUGUGGCCCAGAGGUGUGGGACCAGCUGUUGGACCUCUUGCAUGUGGAGCUGGGGGAGCGCUGCUUGUUGGUGGAGGAGGAGUUGGAGUUGGGGGAAUGGGAGGAGUGGGGGUGGGAGGAAUGACUUCCAUGGGAGGAGUGGGUGUGGGAGGAAUGACUUCCAUGGGAGGAGUGGGAAUGGGACUUGGAGGAAAUGGGGUUGGAAUGGGAGUGGGAGCAGUGGGAGGAAUGGGAGUAGCUGGAGUGGGACGGCUGGGGGACCCUCACGGUUUGGUGGUGGUGGAAGGAUGCUGCGCUGAAGGAUGUGAAGACUGCGAACGGGAGAUGGACGAGAUAGAUUACGCUCUGCAGGAGGAGAGGGAGGACUCACUCUGCUGAGAUUUUGUAGAACCGUGAUGAGCAUCUUGUGGAUGACAUCACGAGGCUUGAACACAAACCACACCUACCUUUGUAUAUAUAUAAAGUUUACUCAUACUUGUAGCAGAAUGCAUGUGUUUGUUUGCAGCAGUUACACAAUGACCUGUCUGAGACUCGAACACUUACACAAGCAGAGCAACAUAACUUUUCUACUGUUGUGUCUCUGGCCCCCUGAUGAAUAUUCACUUCCCCUUUAGCUCCGGUUUGGUCUCCACCAACUGAAAUAUAUCUGUGAGCGUAGAUUACGCUUGGUUUGUUUGAGCGUGUUUGAUUUAAAACUGUGUGAUUGUGGGAGAACUCGGCUGAAGAACCAAAACAAACCGGCUAAAAGAAGCUAGAAGAUGUCGAGUGUUGAUUCUCAUUGGAUUCAGCUCUUUGAACGACUGCAGGUAAAUGUGUAAACAACAUGAUCUAGUUUGUUCAAACCCCACAG
Molecule: messenger RNA, 2443 nt
Organism: Paralichthys olivaceus (Japanese flounder)
Lineage: Eukaryota; Metazoa; Chordata; Actinopteri; Pleuronectiformes; Paralichthyidae
Source: RefSeq, a predicted model, not a curated record